CCCUAGCGAGAGAUUGAUUUCUGGUUGAAUGCACCCGGUGAAGUUGACGGAAGGUUAGUCUGUCUGUAAUUCGGAGCUAGGUUGUGCAGUCGUAUGAGAAAAGGGGAUAUAUUUUCUGUAGUUUCUUAACACAAGAAUCUUGGAAAUUAUAUAUAUAUAUUCCCUGUUCCUCACAGGAAUUCCUGAUCUAAGGGCUUCCUCUUGGAUUGUAUAACUGCUUGGAAGACAGUAAGCUGCAAUCACCUGGAACUUUGCUAAUGUGUGCUGCUCAGUAACUUGCCUUUGAAAAUAAUCGAGAACCACCAUGCUGUUUUAUGUUUUAGGAAUUGUUUUAUUGCAGGCUUUAGGUGCCCGAAGUCAGGGAAGCUGCGAAGGCGAAAGCUGUUAUCCUGCUACAGGUGAUCUGUUGAUUGGACGUGAAAGCCGGCUCUCAGCAACAUCAACUUGCGGCACUAGUGGACCUGAACCUUACUGCAUUGUCAGUCAUUUACAAGAUGACAAGAAGUGCUUCUACUGCGACUCCACAAGGCCUUGGAAGAAGACCGAAAACGAGAGGAGCCACCGAAUCGCAAAUAUUGUCACAUCGUUCGAUAUCGACCGUAAAAACAAAUGGUGGCAGUCGGUGAAUGGUGUGAAUGAUGUAUCUAUUAGGUUGGACCUCGAGGCCAUGUUCCACUUUACCCAUCUUGUGAUGACUUUCAAGACAUUCAGACCCGCUGCCAUGAUUGUGGAACGGUCCAGUGAUUUUGGCCGGACUUGGAACAUAUACCGUUACUUUGCAUAUGAUUGUGAUACCAUGUUUCCGGGUGUUCAGAAGGCACCUCUUAGGAAAAUCACAGACGUUGUUUGUGAGGAAAGAUACUCAAACGUAGAGCCGUCAACCGAUGGAGAGGUUAUCUUUCGAGUUCUUCCACCACAUAUCCAAAGCCAGAUUACAGAUCCUUACUCCGAUGAGGUCCAGGAUCUUAUCAAGAUCACCAACCUCCGACUUAACUUCACUCGUCUGCAUACACUCGGUGAUGUCCUGCUUGAUGACAGACCAGAGAUCACAGAGAAAUAUUACUACGCCUUGUACGAUAUGAUUGUACGUGGUAGCUGUCACUGUUACGGGCACGCCCACCGCUGUAUACCAAUUAGUGGUGACAUUGAGGGGAUAGAGCCCCAUCAAGUUUAUGGAAAUUGUGAUUGCAAACAUAACACCGAAGGAUUGAACUGCGAACGAUGCAAACCAUUUCACAACGACCAGCCAUGGAGACCAGCGCAAGGACUCCAAACACAUGCAUGUAAAUUGUGUAACUGCAAUCAACACACUACAAAAUGUCACUUUGACCCUGCUGUGUAUGAACAAACUGGUGGAAUAAGUGGGGGUGUGUGCGAUGACUGUACUCACAACACCAUGGGAAGGAACUGCGAGCAGUGUCUUCCAUUUUAUUAUAUGGACCCAACAAGAGACAUCAGGGAUCCUAACAUUUGCCGCCGCUGUGACUGUGAUCCUAAUGGUUCUGAGAUGGGCGGUGAGUGUGAGAGCAGGUCAGAUCCGAUGAUGAAUCUAGAAGCGGGACGUUGUCUAUGUAAACGUUAUGUGACUGGCCAACGAUGUGAUACCUGCAUGAACGGUCAUUGGAAUUUACGACGUGAUAAUCCGGAAGGCUGCGAAGCCUGUACUUGUAACACAUUGGGAACUAUUGGUAAUCAGGGCUGUGACAAACAGACUGGAAACUGCGUAUGCAAGCGUUUGGUUACCGGUAGAAGUUGUGACGAGUGCUACGAUAACUUUUACGGACUGAGCGAUGACCCAGAAGGCUGCCAAAAUUGUGACUGCAACCCAGGGGGCUCGUACAACACGGUGUGCGACAAAAUCACUGGACAGUGUCCGUGUAGACCUAACAUCAUUGGUCGACGAUGUGAUACAGUGAAGCCAGGUUACUUCAUCACAUACAUGGAUUAUUUAUUGUAUGAAGCCGAGUAUUCUAGACUGUUGGGUGUUCUUGGAGAAAUUGAGAAACGUGUACAGCCAAUUGGUGUUGUUAUUACUUGGACUGGAACCGGAUUUGUGGAAGUCAAAGAGGGCAGUAUUCUUGAAUUCAACAUCGAUAAUAUCCCAUACUCAGGAAAUUAUGAGCUACUUAUAAGAUAUGAACCACAGUUGCAAGCUAACUGGGAGAAUAUUAGAAUUACCCUUGUACGACCACGCCCUGUUGACACCAGCAGUAUAUGUGGCAACACCAUCCCAUCUGAAGAUCAGCUAGCGAUUUCAUUGUCGUCAACCAACAGGUAUCGUUCUACCUACCCGUCAGUGUUGUGUUUGGAGAGCGGGGAGCAGUACACAAUACGGAUUGAAUUUGAAAGCCUCAUCACCGGGCAGUCACGGCCAAAUGCUGUUAUUCGUAUUGAUUCAAUUGCAUUGCUACCGCAACCAGUCAACCUGCCACCUUUCUCUGAAGGUAACACAGGGUUAUAUCGCCUUGAACAGUGGGAGUACUAUACUUGUAUGGAUUCAUUCUACAGGGUGGAUAAGCAAAGUCUACAACAAGUUUGUGAAGAACUGCUCUUCAUCAUAUCCACUAUCACAUACAAUGGAGGCAUUGAUUGUGCUUGUGAUCCUACGGGCUCAACGAGUAACAUCUGUGCAGCAGUCGGCGGACAGUGCAGCUGCAAGCCAAACGUUGUUGGAAGAACCUGCGACCGAUGUGCACCUGGUACUUUUGGCUUUGGUCCAAAUGGAUGCACAGCGUGCGCGUGCAACAUGGGUGGGUCUAAAGCGGAAUUCUGUGAUUCAGCAACGGGAAUAUGUCCAUGCAUGCCAAAUGUGUGUGGACGCAACUGUGACUCUUGUUGCUCGGGAUACUUCAACUUCCCAAACUGCCAAGUGUGUACAUGCAAUGGGCAUGCCACGGAGUGUGAAGCAGUUGGGGGCGCUUGCCAGCAGUGUCAAGAUAAUACAGAUGGAUUCUAUUGUGAAAGGUGUCGGGAUGGAUUCUAUGGUGAUCCAAGAAUUGGAACUGGACAGAGGUGUCAGCCGUGCUUGUGUCCCAGUGGAGUACAGAGUGGAAUUCAACAUGCCAACACAUGUUACCUUGACAACCAGACCCAGACUGUUAUUUGCAACUGUUAUCCAGAGUUUGAUGGAAUUCGUUGUGAUCGUUGUGCAAACAACUACUACGGGGAUCCAACUGUUUUGGGCGGCGGUUGCAGCCUCUGCGACUGUAACGGUAACACUGAUCUCUCCCUCCCCGGUAACUGCAUGGCAGAGACGGGUGAAUGUACCAACUGUCUAUACAACACCGCUGGACCACAUUGUGAAAUAUGCGCAACUGAUUACUAUGGAGAUGCUCUUCUGAGAAGCUGUAGAAAAUGCAGUUGCAGUUUCCUAGGAACCGACACAACUGUUUGUGAUUUCGAAAAUAACUGUGGAGUAUGUAACAGGGUUACCGGUCAAUGUCCAUGCCUGCCAAAUGUGCUUGGGCGUCAAUGUGACACAUGUGAAGAAAACUACUGGCGUCUGGCUAGUGGGAUGGGCUGCGAGGCCUGUAACUGCUGUCCACAAGGGUCUGUUUCCCUACAAUGUAAUGAGUUCAGCGGUCAGUGCUCUUGCCAAGAUGGUUUCGGUGGGCGAGACUGUUGCAGUUGUCAAAAUCUUUACUUUGGUGACCCAUUAGACGCAAACAUUGGAUGUACACCGUGUGAUUGCAAUCCUGAUGGUUCCGAUGUUUACCAGUGCCGUAAUGAUGGCACCUGUGUGUGCAGGGACCGUGUGACUGGAGCCAAGUGUGACCGGUGCGCGAUCGGAACCAAGGGCAACUUCCCUUACUGUGAUCCAUGUGGGGAGUGCUACGACAACUGGUUUUUGAUUAUCCAAGAGCUUAGAAUUGAAACUGAUAACCUGAUAGCACAAGCUGCAAACCGUUCAUCAAACUUCACAAGUGGGGCAUUUGCAAAGAACUUCACCAUCAUCGAAAAAAACAUGCAGGAGAUCCGCGACAUCCUUGACGGAUUCGGUAACAAUACAGGAGAUAGGCUUGAAGAGUAUGAAGAGGCUCUUCGUCAAAUCCAGCGAGAGCUUGAAUCUAACGCAGAUGAGUUGGACAAGAUCUCUGGACAACUUGUAUUCGUAGAGCUAGACACUGAAAGUGAAAACAAUCGAAUUGAUCGAUUGAAUGCCUCAGCAAUUGACCUAGCUAAUGACAUAAAGAAGCUGGAACAAGAUCUCAGAAAUCUUACUAGGAUUGAUAUUGAAGAGGCGCUUAAAAUCAUUUAUGAAAGUCGUGAUAGGGCGAAUGCUGCACAGCAGAAGGUAAAUGGUACGGCCAAUACAGUGGCGCAGUCAGCCGGUGUCCGCCAGCAGGUAGAGGACAAGAUAGCGCAGUUGAGGACUCAGUUCAAUAACGAUCUGGAUGGCUACAGACAACGUGUAGAUGCUGUUGAAAAUGAUAUCCAAGAUUUGGAGCAAAGAAUCAUUGAUCUUAAUACUAAGGUAUGUGGCAGCCCUGGUGAUAGUUGUGGUAGUUGUGGUGGUGCUGGAUGUGGCACUUGUGGAGGACUUGGAUGCAACGCAGCUCUCAGCAUUGCCAACCAAGCCAAAGAGAGGGCACAGCUGGCACAAAAUAAGUUUGCACAAAAAGAAAUAGAUGCCAACAACAUUCUUGGGGAAGUGCAAGGGGCUGAAGGAGAAAGCGAAGUUGCUUUAGAAGCAGCUCAGAAGGCGUAUGAUGCAGCACUCAGAGCGAAAGAAGACUUGGGAUCAGUUGGACAGAACCUCUCCAGAUUGGUAGAAGACAUUAUUGAUGCUCUGAAUGAUGUCGAUGGGGCAAAGCCACAGCAAGUAGAAGACAUUGCCAGAGAAACCUUAGCUAUUCAGAUUUCCCUCACACCGGAGGAGAUUAAAGCAUUGGCGGAUGAAAUCCAGCAGUUGGUCGAUUCCCUGGAUAAUAUUGAGCAGAUCUUGAAUGACACACGUGAUGAUCUACUAAGAGUAACAGAAUUAGAACAGAGGGCUGAUGAAGCGAAACAAUUUGCUGAGAGUGUUAAAGCAUUAGCAGAAUAUGUGAAUACUGCUCUGGAUAAUGCAAAAGAAGACCAGAAGGAGGCUGGUGUUGCUAUUGACAAUGCCAAUGCUGACAUCAGAGAUGCAAAGGGAAGCCUGACGGCGAUUGAAUCUGAAGUUAAUUCAGCACUGAUCAAGGCCAAUGCUUCGCUGACAAUGGUUCAGAUGAUGCAGGAUACUCUGAAAGAUUUGAGUUUUGCUUUCACUGACAACAAAAAUAAUAUACAGACAGCAGCUGAAUCAGCAGAGAAUGCAGCCCUGCUAGCCAAUGCAACUGCACAGGAAGCAGAAGAGCUGCAGCAAUCUUUUGAUACAGUUAAAAAAGAGAUAGAUGCCAAGGCCUCAAGAGCUGCAGAGUUCCGGCAGCGAGCAGAAGUACUUCUAGAAGGGGCUACACUAUUAGAAGCAGACACCAAAAGUAAACUCAGUCGUUUGAGAGAUUUAGAUGACGACUUUAAAGAUAACAAAAUAUUACUCGAUGAGCACACCAGGUCAUUAGAAGCUCUGAAAGCUCGAGCUGCGAGUGCACUGUCGACGAUACAAGAACGUGCCAGGUUUUACGAAAGCUGCACCAUAUAGAAACCGUCUGUUCAUCUUUUUAAGUUUUCUCAAAAUCUUCUCCAUGAAUUGAAGAAUCAUGUUGGUAGUACGGUGACCAUUACAUUUUCUCUUUCCUUUUGUGUUGGUGGAAUUGAGUAAAACUUAAAUUGUGUUUAUAUGUGUCUAACCUUAUGAUAUGAGAUACUGAUGAAAGAUUGGAUUCUGCUAAUGUGUAUGCUAGUUACACUGAGUUGGAAUUAGUAUCGUGUUGAAGAGGUUGAUGACUUUGUAUACGUCUUACUGUAGGACUCUGUAAUAAUGUUUGUGAUACUUUAUGGUUAUUGUUUAUCAGUUUUUUUUUCACUGUUUUUAUAGUUAACUGAUGGUGCUAUUUAAGGUAUUAUAAAGUGCACGCAAUUUGCAUUUCCACAUGUUAAUCCAUUGUAAAUAUAUAUGCUUUUUUCAUUAUCACAUCAAAAAAAUAUAUAUAAUUCCAGAUAUUCUUUUCUAGGUUUUCUAAUGUAAUGACACCUAUUAUUUGUCAAUUGAGGCUAUUGGUAGCCACUGACUUCAUAGCUGUACAUCUGUCAGCUUCUUGAAGUUAGUAAUUGUUAUUUUACUUAAUCUUAACUAUUGUAUGUAUUCUGUGUUGUGGUGGUUUUAUCCAUGUACAAAGCUAAGGUGUACUGAGGCUGGUGUGUUUUUUACUUCUUCUAUUCACCUAUUUAUGAUUUCUCACUGUAAUUUUUAUCACUAGAUAGUAAGUUUGUAGAUUGUAGUAAAAUUGUAUACUUUUCUUACCUCAUAUUAUGUAAAUGUUUAUUUUUUGGAAUAGAAAAAAAAAAUCAACAAUGGAGACUUUAAAAUGGACUGAAAUAACUAUCUUGGUUUUUCAAUUUCAAAUUAAAGACUUCAUUAAAUAUAAUAUCAAAUUCAUCAAAUAUAGAUUUUCAUAUCUGUAUACCAUCCACAAUGUGUAUCAACCAAUAAGACACUGUCUUAACCAAUGGGACAGGUCUGAGUUUCUCAACCAAUGGAACACAUUGGUUUUAACCAAUGGGACAUGUCUUGAAUUUUUCAACGAAUGACACACUUGUGUUUUAACUAAUGGGACAAGUUCUGAGUUUCUCAACCAAUUAGACUCCUGUGUCUCAACCAAUGGAAUAAUUCUGGGUUUCUCAGCCAAUGAAACACCGGUAAUUUUCUUAUGACACUGUAGCCUGGUUCUCACAAGAGCCCUAGUAUCCAGAUCGGGAGCUAACCGUUAGAGCUAACCGUUAGCACCUGUGUGAAGAACGCCCAACCGGUUAGUACUAAUUAAUUAAUCUGAAUUAAUUAAUCAUAUGAAUAAACAAUUUGUAAGUGAUGUAUAUGCUAAGUUGGAAUAUUCAAUAAAUCAAAUACGUAUUAUGCAACUAACAUUUUAUACUAAAAAAUUACAAGAAAAAUGUCUUCUUCAGCCACCUUCAAAACAGUAAUAAAAUAAGUUAUUCUCUAUGUGUUUUGUAGUUAGUUACUGUAGUUAUGCAGUUCCUAGUAAUUUAUAUACAAAAUGUAUUCCAUAUUUUAUACUCCCUUUAUCAUUCUCUUGGUUUAAAAUCCCAUAUGAUGCCACUUAAUAUGCAAUAUCCUGUCAUAUUCAUACACAGUUCACAGUUUCACUUGGAAAUUAAUAUACACUGUGUUGAGGUAAUGUCUCCAUAAGCGUUGCAUUCUUUUUUAUUUUUUUCAAUUUUGUCGCCCUGUGCCUUUAGUGGCUAUCUUGUGUUUUAGUAAAUCUUAUUUAUCUGAAUGUUAAUUAAUUUUCUUAUUAAUACAUUUGCGAUUAUGAUGUUGACAAUCAGGUAUUCCAUGUACCAAAGUAUUUUGAUAGCACAUCUUUUUUUCUGAGAUAGGAUUAACAACUCGUUUUUUUUUUUUACAUAAAUAGAUAUUAUUUGUUUAUUCUUGUUUGUUUUCAUCACCUGUGCCAAAUUUCAAAUGCUGCAUUGCAUAAGUAAACAUUAUGGUAAACCCCUCGAUAUUUGUUGCCAUAUAAUUUCAGUAUUUGUCAAACUAUUGCGCUGGCCAUUUUAUUUCUUAUUGACUAAUAGGGGCCUCCUGCUUGGUAGUAAGCUUUCUGCCAACAAAAAUCAGAGUAAUGUAAACAUAUGCUUUGCAUUUUCAAUUUAGUUUUGUCUUUAAGAUGAAAGUAUAUUUUUGUCACCAUAGUUUGGUACAAUUGCAUUUGAGAAUGUUAUUUAGGGAAGUUAUUAUAUAAACACCUAGUUUGAAGGUUUACUAUACUUUUUGCUCUCAAUGCAGUUGAGUGUAUUCUCGAUUUCUGUUAAUAAACACGUAGUUAUUAA
Anneissia japonica is the source of this 7932-nucleotide messenger RNA. RefSeq names its product laminin subunit beta-1-like. The transcript has 28 exons. NCBI's taxonomy places the organism in Eukaryota, Metazoa, Echinodermata, Crinoidea, Comatulida, Comatulidae. The coding region runs from base 305 to 5623 and encodes 1772 amino acids. The record is from RefSeq and is a predicted model, not a curated record.